Echinococcus granulosus is the source of this 1656-nucleotide messenger RNA. Its product is annotated as GTP-binding protein Di-Ras2. The coding region runs from base 1 to 1656 and encodes 551 amino acids. Gene Ontology annotation, molecular function: GTP binding; GTPase activity. Lineage: Eukaryota; Metazoa; Platyhelminthes; Cestoda; Cyclophyllidea; Taeniidae. The transcript has 4 exons. The record is from RefSeq and is a predicted model, not a curated record.
AUGUCGUCUCCCAUCCGCUCAAUCUCCGAAUCCUCCACCAUUCCCGACUUCAAUGUUGUCCUUUUUGGGGCGGCCAAAGUUGGCAAAUCGGCUCUCGUUCGUCGAUUUCUCAAAAACAACUUUAUUGAGGAGUACCGACCGACGGUUGAAGAAACCUACUCCACGGUUCUUCAAACAAUGAGCUGUACAUGCACACGUCUGGUGUUGAUUGACACUGCAGGCCUGCAUCCCUUUCCGGCGAUGCGCGAGUUACGAAUGCGGACAGGCAGUGCUUUUGUUUUUGUUUUCGCUUAUGAUUCCACUGACUCUCUCCACGAGGCCAUCCGACUCCACACUGACCUCCAACGCGUCAAAGGGGACAAGUUUGACCCAAAAAGCGUGAUCUUUGUGGGGAACAAGGCGGACGUUCUAACAGUCCCAUCAAUCGUGGAGGAUGGAGACGGGGAGCGAGUAGUAGGAGGGAUGGAGACGGAGGAAGAGUCAUCACGGCGAUCAAGCGGAUCGGUGUUGACAUCAGCAGCGGACGAGCUGCAGACAACGGCACGAACCCUACUGGAUCGCCUCGGCUGUCCACUGAUCGAUACCAGCGCACGCCUCGGUUUCAACGUCCUCGAGGUCUUCCAUUCAGUCCUCUGGCCCAUGUUACUCGCUAAUUCAAACCUUGCUGGUCGUGUCACUCCCGCUGACAUCGCUAGUGGACACUGUGGAGAGGACUCACCAAAUCGAGGGCCUCAGGAGACUGAGGCUCUCAAUAAGAAGAUCAGCUGGCCUUGGGGCAACGCCUCAGAUCAUCCCGCAGGGCUUUCAAUCAGCCCUAAUUUCAGUCCAACCAUGCAGCCCUCCCCCGGUCGCUCUCGGAUGCAUACGGAACGUCUUCGAAAAAUCAGCUGCGUUGAGAAUGAGAUUUUAACCAGAGGCACACUCCUCGCGGCUAAAGAAGAAGUGAACCGGAAAUUCAGUAUAGGUUCACGUCUCCUCCCCUCCCCACAUGGUCACAAUCACCAAUGCCGUCACCCUAACUGCAACAACAAUCUUCUCGCCGUUAACAAUACCUACAAUUUACCCGCUUCUCGCAGCCACUCGGUCGACAAUUCACUGGCAGAGAAGGUAGACAACUACCGGGACUCGAACUCUACUGGAAGCGUUUACUCUGGCCGCAGCUACAGUUCGCUCAGCUCGGUAGAGAAGGAGAACUUCUGGAAGUUAUCUGUCUCUUCUGACACGCGUUGCAGAUACGGUCGUCUCCUCAGUCCCAGUCCGAAACGAACCUCCAGAGAUUGCGAGCUGGUCGUGGACACAUGUUUGCACUCACUGGACUUUGUUCAGGAGGUGGGUUACUACCUGGAUCCUUCACACCGCCCAGAGGACACUAGUGAGCCACGAGUGCCGCAAGCGCCUUGCCUGCAGGUGAUGAAUAUGGGGCGUCGUGGCCGAUCGCCACAGCAACUGUCAUCAUUACCAUCAAUUCCACGGGAAAGGGUGAAGAAGCGCAGCGUUUUCAGUCAAUCGAACUUCUGUCUGGUAGACCAAAUCUGUGAGGCGAAUGAGUCCACAAGCCCGCGCAGUGAACAUGAAUUUAACCUCAUUGUGCCGGAGUCACAUAGGAAGGGGAUCAGUGGGAGUGGUAGCAAGGCAUCGAAUUGCAAAAUUAGUUGA